AUGAGUGAUCAGAAGACCCAGGAACCAAAGGCCUUCGUGGUCGAGCAUCUGGAUCCAGAGCUGGGGCCAUGGUCGGCCCUGGAGUACGCCGCCAUCGCGCGCGAAUCCCAUGCCGGCGGUGCUCGCUUCCUGCUCAGCUCCGUGCCCGCCCAGCUGCAGAUGCCCGCCGACCUGGCCGCCACUAAGGGCUUGGAGGUCGAGCAGCGCAGCGUCGAGGAUAUUUUUGCGGACCGCAAGGAGAAGGUGUGUUUGCUGGAUCCCUCAGCGGCCACCGAGUUGAGCCCGGAGGAUGGCGAGACCUUUGACGUCUUUCUGUUUGGUGGCAUUCUGGGUGAUGAUCCGCCCCGAGACCGCACCUCUGAACUGCGGAAAAAGGGCUACGUCGGCCGCCGACUCGGGCCCAAGCAGAUGACGACGGAUACCGCCGUGCGAGUGACGCGCAUGGUGGUGCACGAGCGAGUGCCCCUCGAACAGAUUGCCUACGUGGACUACCCCGAAAUUCUGAUUAACGAGCACGAGCGCACGGAAAUGCCCUUCCGCUACGUGAAAGAUGCCCAGGGCGAGCCAAUCAUGCCCGAUGGGAUGGUGGAUCUGAUUAAGAAGGAUGCCGACAAGGGUGUCGGUGAUCUUUUCUGA
Messenger RNA from Penicillium canariense, 636 nucleotides. RefSeq names its product SAM-dependent methyltransferase. Bases 1 to 636 code for a protein of 211 amino acids. Gene Ontology annotation, biological process: peptidyl-arginine methylation. The transcript has 5 exons. NCBI's taxonomy places the organism in Eukaryota, Fungi, Ascomycota, Eurotiomycetes, Eurotiales, Aspergillaceae. The record is from RefSeq and is a predicted model, not a curated record. Gene Ontology annotation, molecular function: protein-arginine omega-N monomethyltransferase activity.